Tribolium castaneum (red flour beetle) is the source of this 6489-nucleotide messenger RNA. RefSeq names its product Pericentrin-like protein (gene Plp). The transcript is spliced from 12 exons. Gene Ontology annotation, molecular function: molecular adaptor activity; microfilament motor activity; actin filament binding. Lineage: Eukaryota; Metazoa; Arthropoda; Insecta; Coleoptera; Tenebrionidae. Bases 324 to 6329 code for a protein of 2001 amino acids. Gene Ontology annotation, cellular component: cytoplasm; myosin filament; myosin II complex. The record is from RefSeq and is a predicted model, not a curated record. Gene Ontology annotation, biological process: signal transduction.
CUGUAGAAAAAAUCGUGGGUACAGUUGGUCGACUGUAAUGUUCAUAGUGCCAGAUGUCGGCUCAAUCGCCCAAUUCCUAACCGUAAAAUUUUCAAAUUGUUUGCUUUUUGAGUGCCGUACUUCGUGUCAUUUUGUACAAUUAGGUGCCAUUUCGUCCCAAUUAAAUUAAAUAAAAAUUCUAACGUCCCAUUUUCCCAAUUUGUCGCCAAACCAAUCAAUCAAGUCGCCUAUAACAACAACAAACAAACUCGAAAAUGUCACACUUGACGUUUGUUGCAAUUUUAUUUAUUGUUUAAUGGGUUAAAAUAAACCUUUGUGGCAUAAUGGAGGGCGAUUCGACCAAUCGGGAGGGUGCCCCCCUUGGAGACUCCGGUAGUAGCAGCUUGACUCUGUCCCUAACCCCGCCUUUGUCCGAGACAAGCACGAUCUCCGAGCACCUAUCAAGCGUCGAAAACGACCGUUCGUUGCCAGAGCUGCUCGUCAAUUUCCCCCCAGAUGAGAGGAUCUCACUGGAGCCCAAACCGCCAUCCCUUAGUGAUAGUUACACGAGUAGUUUCGUUAGUCUAAACGGGCUAGAGCGCUUCAUUAGUACAAACAUGGAGGGGCGGACACACGCUCAAAGCAUCCUCGAGGAAAUCCUAAGUAACGACCAGUUCAAGUCCGAUUCCGACGAAAGCUUGAACAUUUUCGCCAACGUGGACCUCGACGACAAACUCCUAAACAGUUACAACGCCGGCAAAAGCGUCAAUUUCGACCUAAACGACGAGGUUUGCAAACGAGUCAAAGACUUUGAGGAUUUGAUCGCAGUCAAAAACACCACUAUUGCCGCCCUAACUUCCGAACUCGACUCAUUUCGCGAAUUGUUGAGCAACACGUCGAGUCUGGGGACCACCACCACCGAGUACAAACAGUUCCAAGAGGAAUGCCAUAAUAAGUUAGUCGAGUACCGCGACGCUAUUGUACAUAGAGACGAACAAAUCGAAAAAUUGACCAGUUCGUUACAACAGGCGAUUUUAAAUCGCGAAGAAAUGAAACAACACUUUAGGAGCGAAAUCGCGCAGUUGCAAGAACAGCUGGAAAAAACCUCAAACUUGCUCAAGGACCACAAAAAAUCGUUUGACUUUGACGAGAUUUGCGCGCAGUUUGAGCACAGUUUGGGGCCCCCACAGUUGGCGCCUUUCGGCGAGUUGAAGGCGGCGUUCGCUAGUUACGUGGAGAUGAGCAAAAGGGCGCUCGAGAACGAGAUUAGCAAUCUGAAGACCAAGUUUAGUUCGGAUAAAGCCCAGUGUGAGAGCGAGAUUAAGAGCGAGUUGGACGCCAAACAUUCGAAGGAAAUGGAGGAGUUGCGGACCUACUUUGAGAAGAAAUGCGCCGAUUUGGAGAAAAAUUACUCGGAGGAGGUGUUCAGUCAGCAGAGCCGCAAAAUGUCCGAAUCGAGUUCGUGUUCCGAGCUCAGUUCGGACUUUGUGGGGCCAGGGGGCGACACUAGAGUUGACUACACAAGGAAGGAUUUGGUUAAAUUGCGCCAGAGUUUGGUUCAGUUGAUUAAAAUUUUCGAUGGUUUCAAUUUGGAGGAUUUGUCCGAUUCCGAUUUUGAGCGUCUCACGUCCGAAAUUGGCAAAUUUGAGUUUCGGAAUUUGCUCAAGUUCGAUUUAAGUCUCAUGAAGAGUGAGCUGCAGAAUAAGUAUCACGCUGAAUUGGAGAUUUUGAGGGAGGAUUACGAUAAUCGUGUCGAUGAGUUAAACGUUGAGCAUGAGAAGAAAUUGAAGAGUUUGAACGAGGAAAUUGACGAUCUUAAUCGGCAGUUGAGGGGUCGGAUUGUUACGACUAGUCAACAGGAAGUUGCGAAUUCGGGCGAGUUUGAGAUUGAUGAAGUGGUGCAAAGCUAUGAGAGACGGUUGCAAGAACAAGUCACUCUAGCUAAAAUUGACAUCAUUGCUGCGUUAGAAUUGCAGAUACAGCGACUUGUCGCAAGCGACUCACUUGACGACGACUGGCCUGAAGAGCUCCUCCAGCUCAAAUCACGUUUUGCCGACAAAUACCAGACCGAAAUUGCCGCACUCAAGCAGCAACACUCGGAGGAAAUCGCUCGUUUGAAAGACGAACACUUGAAAAACCUCAACGCUGCUUUAGAACGUGCACGCAGACGUAGUCUUCGAGAUGCGGACAGUUUGAGUAAAGGCGAACUUGAAUUACUCAAAGAACGCGAUUUACUCAAAAAACAAACUCUGGCGUUGCGCAAUUUAUUGGGCGAGUUGAUUAAAUAUUUCACACAGUGUGAGGAUGAGCUAAAUAACACUUUGGUCGAGGAGCUCAUGACGAAAAAUUUCACACAAAUUGAGAGAGAAUUAGACUCGCUUGAGAACACCAGUGGCGUUAAAAGGGUUCAUCUGACACCGAAUUUUACCGAAUUGAUUGAUUUGAUCGACAAUUCGCCCGAUAAGGAUUUGGAAACGAUUGAUUUAAAGAGCGAGCUUGGUUCCUGUUUGGAGAAACUGAAAGCCGACGCCAAUGCCAUUCUACAGUUGAGCACAAGUUUUGCAAAAAGUGAGGAACUUGAGGUUCCAAAACGUAAAAACGAGUCGUUGGAAUUAACCCGGAAAUUGAUCAACGAAACACAGAUUAAAAACGAAUUGGUUGAUCAAUUAUCAGAGGCCAGAAGUAUAAUUCAUUCGCUUGAGACAGACAGAGGGGCGCUUGAAAAUCAACUGGAACAGCUCAUCGAACGGCAAAAAAAUCUCGAAUGUGAUUUGCUAACAGCGCGUGAUAAAAUCGCCGAAUUGAUCGAAAAUGGGCACAAGGAAAUUGUGUCGGAAGGUUACGGUGAAAAUGGGGAUCGUGGUGUUAGGGGUUUGGGAUUUUUAGCUGAAGCUGUUGCCGCAUUGAGUGUGUUACAAGAUGAGGCAAGAGUUUUGGUGGAAAAUCGCAGUCAAGUGGAUCAAAAUGUGGUCAAGUUGGUGGAGGGGUUGGCCAGGGCUGGGGAUAAAAUCGUGGAGGAGGCGAGGAGGGAGCGGGAGGAUCUGAAACAGCAGAUCGAGGCCGCCGACAAGAAAUACAAAAUAACUUGUCAAUUUUUGGAGGAUCAAGCCGCCGAACGCGAACAAGAACGCGACGAUGCCCAGAAGCAAAUCGAUUCAUUAAAAGACCAUUUAAGAGACAGGGAAAAGGAUAGGGCCACCUAUGAACGUUACACCACCGAGGUCGAACAUCUGGAACAACAACUGCGUGAUAUGUCAAAGUUAGUCGAAGUUGGCGAGAAGAAAGUCAAAGAAGUGGAAGGCGAGCGACAAGAAGCCGUUGAGAAAAUCUACGAGUUGAGGGACAUUAUCCGGGACUUGGAGGAACAAGUCAGAGUUAAAACCUCAACCGAAGAGGAAUUGAGGUCUAUAGUGAGCGAGUUGGAGAUAAUCGUGAAACAACAAGUCACCGACGAGAAAAAAGACGUUUCGGAAAACACAAAAGAGUUUCAUCAGUACGUUGGCGAUUUGGAGAAUGAAGUUCAAAGGUUACGACUGACCAGUGAGAUUGCGGGCAGUGAAGGCGCCCUGAAACAAAUCAAAAAUCAAUUGAGCGAUUUUGAAACAACUCUCGACAAGCGAACGAAGGAUUUGGAAGGUUUCCAUUCGACAGUUUCCACAACGUGUAGUUCCCCCAGUGAAGAUAUGUCAAUUCAAGAACGCUCGAUUUACGACGAAUGCGAAAUUCCCCUCCAGCAGUUGGCACGCCUGAAGGAAAAAUUGUUGAGGCAUUCGAGGGCCGAAGAUGCAGCGCUUAAACGCAUCCGCGACCUCGAAAUGCAAAUCGUGGCCCUCAAAAACGAUCUAGAGGAGUCGCAAACCGAGCGCGAAAUUUUGAGAAAACAAAUCUCCGAUCACUUGGUCCUAAUUUCAAAUCUCCAAAUACGUCUCGACGAACAACGAAUUCGUGCCGAACACAUUGAGAAACAAACAAACACAUCGUUGGAAGUGCAAAACUACGAUUUGAAAAAUACAAUCGCAAGUUUGGAGGAAAAAAUUGCCAAGCGGGACAAAACAAUAGCGCAGCUAAAAUCAAACAUUGACGAAACGAAAAAACGUCUCGAAGAGCGUGAAAAAGAGGACGAUCUCGUUGUACAAAUGCAGGAACAAGUCGAGUUUUUACGCUCCGAAAAUGCAAAAUUGAAAGAAGAAAGUAAAUUAUUGAAUUUGGACGAGAAAGAAGUCGAGUCUUUGAAUCGUUUGCUUUUGUCGGGCGUUUCGAUUCACGAUUUGGAGAAUUUCGAACAAUGUAGACGACAAAUGACCGAUUCGUUCCCCAUAUCACCAAUCCCCGGACGAAAAAAUCACGAAACUACGUUUUUGUCGUUGCCGAAUAAAGCAAACUCGACCGAAAAACACGUCCGUUUUGAAGACGACCAAUUGAAGCAACUUGAAGGCAAAAUUGAGCUUUUGCAAACGCAUUUGGACGAAACUGAGGAGAAUUUGAAGAAAGCCACUCAAUUGUUUGAAGAAGAACAGAAGAAAAGUGAGGAGCAAAUCAAGUUACUUGAGGCCAAGAAUGGGGAAAUUGAGGCCAAUUUCCGGAAAUUGCUUCAAGAAGAAAAGACCAAAAGUGAAGAAAUCCAGGCCCGACUUGAUCAAGCAAACGACGAAAUGAAGAAAAGUAAGGAACUUGAGGCCAAUUUGCGGUUGCAAAACGAAGAGAUCCAAGCCAGGCUUGACCAAGGCACGGAAGAAAUGAAGAAAAGCGAAGCACAGUUACAGGAGUGCAGCAGAAGACUCGAAUCGCGGGACAAAGAAGUGAAAACUUUGUACAAAGUGAACAACGAAUUGAAGAACAGUGUGAAGAUAAAAGAGGAGGAGAUUGCCGAAAUUCCCCUUUUGAGGAAGAGGAAUGAAGAAGUGGGCGAAGAGCUGCGUCACUUGCAACACCUCCUCUUGGAAAAGGAGAAAAUAAUCGAGCAUAUGGAGGCUGACAGUAAAAGUCUUCACACGAAUUUGGAAACGAUUCAAAAUAAAUUGCAAGAGACGGGAAAUGUGGUCGAUCUCAGUCGGCGUUUGCGCGACGAACAGAAGAAAAACGCCGAAUUGUUUGAGGAGUUGCACACGCUAAAAGCCCAGCUUUUGAGUGUUGAUAAAAAAUCGCUCGAGGAUAUUACGAGUCAAAUUGAGCGCGAGUUAAAUUACUCGGCUUAUUUGGAUGCGAAUUUGUUGAAUGCGGUCGGUGAGGGCUCACUUGAAAGUGAAGAUGUGGACGGCUUAAAACUACUAUUGAAAAAACAGAAAUCUGUAAACAAACAAUUGGUGAAAGCCCGCGAAGCGGUCGAAACAAAAUUCGAACUUUUGGAACAAAAAUACGAAAAUUUGAAAAAGGAGCUGGAACGCGUCCAAUUAGAGGACGCAGUUUUAAUCGGCCAGUUGCGGACGAAGUUGACUCAAACGAUGGACGUUGAGGACGAGGCUUUGAGGGACUUGAGGGAGAGUAAAAAGUACGAACUGGGCGUGAAAAACGAGAAAAUAAUCGAAUUGGAGUCGCAAAUUUCGGCGUUUGAGCACAACGAGCGACUUUUGAGGGCCGAUUUGGAAGCGAAAGUCAACGAAUUGGGCGCGUGUAAAGUGUUGCAGGAGCAAAGUAAGGCCGAAAUUCGCAAAUUAAAGCGCCUGCUGUCGGAGCAUAAAGCAAAAUCGAGUGACUUAGUCCCGGACCAAAUCAUGGAGAAAAUCAAAGAACUGAACGCCGUGGCGCGCGAUAACAAGCAAAUGAUUGAUUUAAUCGCGCGUUUGAACAACGAGAAGUUGGUUUUGGAGGAGAGAAUCGUUGCGUUGGAGGAGCACCACAAUUAUUUGCCGUUUGAUGAUCCGUCCGAACGUGCGAAUUAUCUCUUUGCCAAGUAUUUGCGGUCCGAGAGUUACCGUAAAGCGUUGGUGUGGCAGAAAAAAUACCUAAUAUCGCUCAUUGAGAUGGUUUAUGUCACUCCGGUUGAGCACUCGAUUGUUCCAAAGCGGGCCAAGUUCAAGCAUGUUGGUAUUAUGGUUGUGUCGAUUUGUCGUAUGAAAUAUUUGGUUAAAAGGUGGCAUUCGGGCAAACGAAUCGUUCGGAGAAAAAGUCGAGAAACGGUUAAUUUCCAAGUUGGUCAGCCUGUGUCAAGUCAGAAUUUCGUUCCUAGUGCCUUAAACCAGCCCAAGACGGAUAUGCCAUGGGUGGGGACGUCGCCCCCGACUAAAGAGCCCCAAGUUUUGAGGUUUCAAAGGAUAGCGACAAGGGAUGCGUUAAGUAGUCCUGGGCUCUUGUCCAAAUACGUGGAACGGUUCAAUCAAAUCCAGGAUAAGUUGGGGUUGGACACUCAGUGAUUGGUUGUGUCUUUAACGAAGUCUAGUCAUUGAUUUAGCCGAAUGACAUUGUGCCUUGCCUUUCAGCAACGAAGUGAGAUGUAUUUUGAUUAAGUGUAAAGUUAGGUUUAAGCGAAUUUUGUAAUUGUUUGUUUUUGCACUUUAAACGAUUUCAGAUAAA